GUAUCAACCGAAUAUCGCCGCGUAAUGGUCGCGCCGAGCAAACUCCUGGAGCCGCCUCUGAAUCGGAUGCACUGCGCCAUCCUGCACAGCCUGCCGGGCCAGAGUUGCACGAAGGCCCUGUUGUGGAAUCUCUACCGCAACCAUGUGUCCAGUGCCAAGUACUAUUCACCCUUGUUGCUGUUGCCAUUGCUAAUGAAUUGGCGAAAGAUGUCUAAAAACAUGCUGCUUUCUGUGGUCAAGAACUAUGUUCAAUCCGUCAGUUUUGCGGCCUGGAUAAAUGCCAUUACCUUUUACUUGAUAUGCGUGGGAAGGCGUCUUAAUGGUCGAUUCGUAUUCAUAUUCAUACCAUAUCUGCCUUGCUGGAUUGCCUCGCAGCUGAGUUGGUUGAUGCCUCCUCAGGUUCUUCACUUCUUCGUGACUGGCACAACACCAGCAGCAUUAGAAAGCCUAAUGAGAUAUUUCCACUUCGGACUAGUACAUUCACCCAUGGCUCAAACUCUUAUAUUUAUGAUAUGCUCAGUGAUAGUCUUGCACUAUCAGCAGACUCGGAAGUAUUCUGGCUUCUGGUUCAUCCGACCAGCUUCUUUGCCCGACGAUAACAAGGACUGGACGAUCUUGGGGCAAGUGCAGCAGGGUCUCAGGGAGUUGAGGUCAUACCUGGGCAUUGGACUGGCAAUGGAUCUACUCAAUCCCUUGAUGAGGCGAAACAUAAAGCUCUUGCGCCCAAAGAUGACAAGUUUCCUGGCGGGCUAUAUAGGCUUGUUCAAGGUGGUCCAAAUACUUUCGUUGAAAAGAUUGAAUGCAAAUCAAGCCAACGCACUGGCUUCCUUUAUAAGUGGGGCUUCGUUUGCCCUCGUACCAAAUCGCCUGUCUUUCAUGUGUUUCGCUUUUGUAACGGCCAUCCAGGUCAUUUGGAGCCAAGUGUGCGAUACUAAAGAUGAGAAGGCUCCGCUUUUUCCGCUUUCUGCCAUGCGAAAGAUUCCCUGGGCAAGACUGCUGAUACCCUGUAGUUUGCCGUACCUGGUGCACAUUUUCUUUUACCACCAAAGGCUGCUAAAUGAGGUAGCUCGGAGUUUCAUAGACUGCACAUGUGAUAAGAAUGGUCAACGAUUGUUGGAUCUCAUCGGUCUUCCCAAUGUAAACGCGAUACUUAAAGCAGUGGAUAGAACACCUAAAACAUCCUUUUGGUUUUAACUUGCUAGCAAAAUAUAUUGAUAUAAAUAUAUAAAAAUCGUAAACAUUUUCAGAAUAUGUUAUCAUCAAAUCAUUUGCCUUACAUAAGGCGCUUUAAACGACGCGCAUAAAUUAUUGUUAGCAUA
This is a messenger RNA of Drosophila erecta, 1319 nucleotides long. RefSeq lists its product as uncharacterized. The transcript has 5 exons. Lineage: Eukaryota; Metazoa; Arthropoda; Insecta; Diptera; Drosophilidae. The coding region runs from base 25 to 1194 and encodes 389 amino acids. The record is from RefSeq and is a predicted model, not a curated record.